GUAGAUAAAUGCCAACUUUCCACAAUGUAAACGCCACACAGGCACACACGGUUGUUUCUUGAUGUGUUGUUCUCAUUUAUCUUCACCAAAGUCAACAGUCAAACUCCAAAAGUCUUUUCUCGGUCAACUCUCUUCCGCAUCCUUUUAAAUUCCCCGAACACAAAAAAUCCAGAUGAGCACUACCCGAGAAACUCUCCGACAACAAAGAAUUAAAAAUGGAAACUUCCCGUUUUACCCUUCCCUUUCUUCUCGUCGCCCUCUCCUUCCUCCUCUCCCUCUCCGCCCAAAUGACCGGAAACUUUAAAUGCGGCGAAGCCGGUGACGACUCAAACACCACGUGUCGCUCUCUAGUCGGUUACGCAAGCAAGAACGCCACAACGUUAGGCAAUAUCCAGACCCUCUUCACCGUCAAGAAGCUCCGUUCGAUCCUCGAAGCUAACAACUACAAUCUCUCGACCACACGCGGCCAGCGCGUGAACCCGAACCAGGUCGUACGCGUCCCAAUCCCUUGUUCUUGCUCCAACGGAACCGGCGUCUCGAACCGGGUUCCGGUUUACACCGUCAAGGAAGGGGACACGCUUUACUUAAUCGCAUCUGAGAUUUUCGGAGCGUUGGUUCUGUACCCGAAGAUCAGUCAGGUGAACUCAAUCCCCGACCCUAACGAUAUCAAGACCGGUCAAAAGUUGUGGAUCCCUUUGCCUUGUAGCUGUGAUGACUUGAACGAUCAAGAUGUUGUCCACUACGCACACGUGGUCAAAUCCGGAAGCUCCCUCGGUGAGAUCGCAGCUCAGUUUGGAACGGACAACACGACGCUGGCUCGGCUCAAUGACAUCUCCGGCGAUGCUCAGCUCACCGCUGAUAACCCUCUCGACGUCCCUCUCAGAGCUUGUAACUCUUCUUUGAGGGACGACUCUUUGGACGAUGAUAUGCUUCUGCCUAACAGCUCGUACGCCAUCACUGCAAACAAUUGCAUCAAGUGCUCUUGUCUCGCUUCAAACAAUUGGACUUUAAGCUGUGAAGCCUCUCAGCUUAAGCCUUCGAAAUGGCAAACUUGCCCGUCUUCACAAUGCGCAGGAGCAGAGAGUUUGUCUCUUGGCAACACUACUAAUACCUCAUGUGGACCUCGUUCUUGUGCGUAUGCUGGUUACUCUAACCAGACCAUCUUCACAACCCUUUCUCCAGAUCCCUGUUCAGAUUCUGGAGGUUCUGGACCUCCUGGUAACUAUGCUUCAACGUUAAGCUCAAGCUUCAGUUUAAUGGUGGUGUUGAUUCAGUGUGCUCUGCUCUGUCUAUGUCUUCUCUAGUAAUGUAAUGGUGUUGUUGUUAUGAGUGUGUGUGUGGUUGUGAAUCUAAGUACAGUUCGGAUUGAAAUAAGAACAUCCUUCCACUUGAAGCAAGGCUUUUUGUGUUUAUCUAUUUAUUGUAUUUGAUAAUAUUUCAACUUUUUACAAAAGAUUUGGUACCAAAACCAGAAAAUACUAUUUUUUGUUUUUGAAAAUAUUAGCUUUCGACCGG
Messenger RNA from Thlaspi arvense, 1515 nucleotides. Lineage: Eukaryota; Viridiplantae; Streptophyta; Magnoliopsida; Brassicales; Brassicaceae. The record is from the annotation of a GenBank genome assembly.